CAACCUUAUGUCCUUCUUCUUAACCCUUUCGUUCAAGUUUCAUCUCUUUUCCUCAUUUCAUUCUUCUAACUUUCUCUCCGUUUACUUCACUUCAUGACGGAUUCUUCUCCUCUUAUCCCUCCCUCACCGGUCACAGUCACCGAGAUCGACCUCGAAGAGGGACCCUCCGAACAAAUUCAAUGCCGGAUUUGUCUUGAAACUGAUGGUAGAAAUUUCAUAGUUCCUUGUAAGUGCAAAGGUACGUCAAAGUACGUACAUAGAGAGUGUUUAGAUCAUUGGCGAGCCGUGAAGGAAGGGUUUGCAUUUGCCCAUUGCACUACUUGCAAGGCUCCAUACCAUUUGCGUGUUCAUGGUGCUUAUAGACAAUGGCGUACUUUCAAAUUUCGGUUUUUUGUAACCCGAGACAUUUUGCUUAUAUUUCUGGCUGUUCAGCUUGUCAUUGCUUCACUUGCUUAUUUGGUUUACCAAAUAGAUGGUUACGAGAAGUAUUGGCUUCGUCUUGUUUGGGGUUUUGGUAGUGAGCUGAGCUUUUACUAUAUAUGUGGAGCACUGGUGUUUUUUUUGUUGCUUGGCCUGUCUGGGUGCUUUAUUACUUGUUCUGAUCCAAGAAUUCGCAGUGAUUUGGGUCAGCCUUGUCGAGAAAUAUGUCUUUGUUGCUGUCAACCUGGAGUUUGUGCUGAUCGUCAUUUGCAUGGUACUCCUUAUAUGUACGGUACUCCUUAUAUGUCGACUGAUUGCAAUGCAUGCUGUGAGAAUUGUGGAACUGAAUGCUGUGGUUGCACUUGCAUGAGAGGUUCUGAGGACGAAGCAGGGCUACCAUUAUUAUUCAUAAUGGUUUUGUUUUUUCUGGUACUCUUUGCUGUACUUGGGAUAUUUUACAGUGUAUUAGUGGCUACAAUGAUAGGACAACGGAUAUGGCAGCGUCAUUAUCACAUACUUGCGAAAAGGAUGCUAACAAAGGAGUAUGUCGUUGAGAACAUUGAUGGAGAGAUAGCAGGGCCUAAUUGGACUCCUCCACCCCUCCCCCAGGAGCAUGUACGGCAGCUGAAAACAUUGGGCCUCCUAUGAGUUUGAAGGAGUCAUCUACCUGCUGAGGAGAAUGACAGUGGCGGUAAACUGACACCUUGCUUCGUAGUUUGGCCCUUGUCAGGGAGAUAUGCAGUUAACUGAUAAAAUUAUGAGUCACUUAAGUGACUCAGAUCACUUAGGUUUGACUUGGAUAAUUGUUCUAGAUUGUGGAAAUUUAUGAAUUUCUGUUUUGUCUGCAAAUGUAAAGAAAUGGAAGGGAAUUCUAAGAAUAUAUCUAAUUACAAAUGUACAGUUCAGGAUCUUGAUAUGUUUUAUAUUAGCAUUAAAUCAACCUUGCUAUGUACGGAUUUUCUCUCAAAA
Messenger RNA from Glycine soja, 1389 nucleotides. RefSeq lists its product as uncharacterized. NCBI's taxonomy places the organism in Eukaryota, Viridiplantae, Streptophyta, Magnoliopsida, Fabales, Fabaceae. Gene Ontology annotation, molecular function: zinc ion binding. The record is from RefSeq and is a predicted model, not a curated record. The transcript is spliced from 7 exons. Bases 94 to 1068 code for a protein of 324 amino acids.